Molecule: messenger RNA, 354 nt
Organism: Mesorhabditis belari
Lineage: Eukaryota; Metazoa; Nematoda; Chromadorea; Rhabditida; Rhabditidae
Source: the annotation of a GenBank genome assembly
AUGACCGAGGUCGAGCAGUUGCCACAAACCGGCGUCUUCCCGCCGGAAGUCGUCGCCCCGCAUUUAGAGACUGAGCACAUUUUCAUCGGACAACGAGACGCGGUGAUCAAAAACUCAGAUAUGCCGGAAGAGCUGCAAGCGGAUGCGAUUGAACUAGCACAACAAGCAUUGGACAGAUUUAAGCUAGAAAAGGAAAUGGCCGCUUUCAUCAAAACCGAAUUCGAUAAGCGUCAUUACCCCUCAUGGCAAGUGGUUGUUGGGAGUAAUUUCGGCUCAUAUGUCACGCAUGAAACGAAUCGUUUCACUUAUUUCUAUAUUGCGCACAUUGCUUUCAUGUUGUACAAAACGGGAAUC